Molecule: messenger RNA, 2232 nt
Organism: Mucor velutinosus
Lineage: Eukaryota; Fungi; Mucoromycota; Mucoromycetes; Mucorales; Mucoraceae
Exons: 7
Coding region: 1-2232 (743 amino acids)
Biological process (GO): replication fork processing; DNA repair
Molecular function (GO): ATP-dependent chromatin remodeler activity; zinc ion binding; ATP binding
Source: RefSeq, a predicted model, not a curated record
AUGCCCAGAGAAAAUUGCCGCUGCGGCCUGCCUCCAUCCUGCUUAGAAGUAAAGGCGCCGGGAGAGAAUAGAGGCCGUUGGUAUUGGAAGUGUUCAACAGGUACCUGCCGAUAUUUCAAAUGGGACAAUUCAGCCAUGCCCUUCAUUCGGCAUCCAACAGAAGCUUAUGCUGCUGCCAAUACACUAGGCAGUCUUUCAAGACGUCCAGCCUCAAUUCCAUACUACUACAGAACGCCCAGCAAAGAAAUCACACUAACACGUACCACUGUCAAAGUCGUGUUUAGUUUGGUCUCUGCAGACUGCAUCACUAUCAAGGCUCAAAAAAACCUGACAAUUGAUCCACUCAUCAAAAAGAUCAAUGGCGUGCAAUGGGACGAACAUCGUCAAUUGUGGACUAUUCCAACGUCCAUGCGGAUCUACAACGAUGCCAUGCGAUCGCUGCCAACAGAUCUGCCCAACAUCCAUCUCGACAUUGAGCCCAUUCCAAAGUCCUUGAUUGAGCUGUUGCACCCAGACGAAGCAGCAGAUGACCCUGAUAUUAUAAACGAACCAGAGCUCAAGUGGACUGAAUUCGUGGAAUCACCCAUGCGAUCUCGACUCAAUACAUUCCAGCGAGAAGCGGUACGAUUAGGCGUAGAGAGAAGAGGACGUAUUCUGAUGGGAAACGAGCAUGGUGUGGGUAUGAAGGAACAAGCACUUGCACUAGCUAAUGUCUAUGAGAACGAAGGCCCUGUGCUACUGACAUGUCCUGGUAUCUUAUGCAGCACGUGGAAGGAGGAAAUUCAGAAUUUCUUGGAUUUGGAGGACGACGAAGUGUGCAUUCUGGAUAAUGUGCUGAACGGGCUGUUUAGAGAAAAUCCAUUGGUGAUGAAGCGAAAGAGAGUGACGCCUACGCCAACAAAGAAGAGAUCAACAACACGAGUGAGACAGCCCUACCAAAAAAGAAUGAAGAUGCGCAUGGAGAACCCAGACUAUGAGAACAGCUCAUCAGACGACGAACAGGAAGCCGAAGGUGUGGGCAACAGCGACGUGUACGAGAUCUUGAACAGAAAACCUGUGAAAUACUACAUUGCAAGCCAUAAAAAGGUCUCCAACAACAAGACCAAGAUUGCAGAUCAGCGGUUUAAGGUUAUGAUUUGUGAUGCUGGCCAUUAUCUGAAAUCUAAAGACCAAAAUUUACCCAAGAAUCUGUGUGCGCUAUUAAAGAGGACCCCAAGAGCGAUUAUUCUAUCCGAUACAGCCAUCUUCUCAUUGCCCAUUGACCUCUACAUGCUGAUUGACAGCAUUGACGAGAAGCUGCACAAGGAUGUGGAGGCCUACACGCAGCGCUAUUGCAAUCCCAAAAGCACGGUGUUUGGUUGGACAGUCAAUGGUCGAUCCAAUGUGGAGGAAUUCAACUUUUUCAUGAAUAGAAAGAUUUGGUAUUGUCCCAGAGCCGUUGAUAUGAAGUCUGAAUACAGAGAUGCCAUUCGAGACAAGAUUGUCGCCACUAUCAAACCGCAAGCAAAGCGCGAAUUCCAUGUACAUUUCCUGGCAUUGCAAUCUGGAGAACAUGAGUUUGACGACUAUGUCAAGGAACACAACUUGCUCAAAUUGACAAACGACGCCAAAAAAGACGCCAUUUACGAUUUUAUGGAAUAUGUGUUUUUCACUUAUAAACGGCCCAAGAUUGCGAUAGCUUAUUUUGACGACACUACCUUGCUCCAUAUCAAGGAAUCCAUGGCAAAGAAAAAGAUGAAAUAUGUUGAAUUUAACAAUAUUCAAGAUUUAAGUGACAACGUGGACAGAUACAAUGCAAGUCGUACAGAGCAAUUUGUGUUUGUGAAUAUGAAAUUGGAUGAUCUCAACAUUUGCCUAAGUGCAGUGGAUAUCGUCGUGAUGAUUGAUUUGCCCACAACCAGAGAAAAGUUGCAAGAUGUCGAGUCGUAUUUCCAGUUUGCUGAUAGAAAGACACCACUGAUCAUCAAAUACUUGAUUGCUCCAGAAACACUCGACACCUAUCUGUGGCCAGCUAUCAUGCCAGAAGACCAAACAGCCCUACAGUACAAUAUGUAUGCAACUGAUGAUGACAAGUAUGAGGCAGAAGAUAUUUGGGAUGCCUCUCUUGAUGGUAAUGAUUUGCAAGAGUUGAUAAAAGUGGAGGCAUUGGCUAUUCCUGUUGAUAGUAGCAAGGCGGAGAAGGCUAUGAAAGAGGAGGCCAUGAAAGGCGAAGCCGUAAAGGCGAAACCGUAA